Messenger RNA from Hemibagrus wyckioides, 2061 nucleotides. RefSeq names its product galectin-3-binding protein A-like. Gene Ontology annotation, cellular component: membrane. NCBI's taxonomy places the organism in Eukaryota, Metazoa, Chordata, Actinopteri, Siluriformes, Bagridae. The coding region runs from base 167 to 1885 and encodes 572 amino acids. The record is from RefSeq and is a predicted model, not a curated record. The transcript has 6 exons. Gene Ontology annotation, molecular function: protein binding.
ACUUUGUGGGCUAGACUUCUUCAUUAACCCCACCUUCUUCUUUAUGCUUUCUGUGAAACGAAACUCAUGCCCCGGGCUCUAACUGAACACUGGUGGACCUAUAUAAAAGAGAUCUUGUGGCAUAGGUUUCAUUAUUUCUUCUUAUUUCUCCGAAGCUUCUGCUAAAAUGGUGUCAUCUAGAAGUAGUUUUGUCAUCUGGACUCUGCUGUCUCUUUAUGUCUCUGCACAAGGCUGGAGUCUAUUUGAUGUUGAGAAAAAGGGACCGCCCAUGGAAGGUGAAUUGCGGUUGGUGGGAGGUGACCAGCCCAGUAAUGGUCGUGUAGAGGUGUACCACAAUGGCAAAUGGGGGACAGUCUGUGAUGACAGCUGGGACAUGACUGAAGCCCAGGUAGUGUGCCAGCAGCUUGGUUUUCCUGGAGCUGUCUCAGCCAAAGCAGGAGGAUCAUACGGAGAAGGUUCUGGUCCUAUUUGGCUUGAUGAUUUGAGCUGCAAGGGAUCAGAGAGCUUUUUGUCCAGCUGUCAUUUUAAAGGCUGGGGUGUUACUGACUGUUCUCACAAAGAGGAUGCAGGAGUGGUCUGUGAAAGUGGAAAAGAGAUGGACAGCAACUAUAAGUUCCAACUGGACCACAGCCUGGGCCUGUCUGGAGAGCUUGGGAGACUUUUUGAUAGUGGUGACAACUGUGAUUUCAGUGUUGUGGUCCGUGACCCCAGUGAAGACCAAGCUGAAAUUAAAACAGUUUGUGUCCAUAGGCUGAUUUUAUCUCUCUACCCUCAGUUUAAUAUCUCUGAUAGCAACAAAGACCACACAGUUGAAAUUAGCCAAAACUGCCAUCCCCAUAUCUCCAGCUUCUUGAGGUAUCUGUACACACGCAAGAUUGACAUCACCCUCUCUUCAGCCCAGUGCCUACACCAGCUUUCUCAUAUUUAUCAGUUGCAACAGCUUUUGGAGGAGAUAGGCAGAAUCUUUACUUUGCUCCUUCCUCAGGACAGCACCUUCCGUACCCAAGUGUCCCUGUAUGAGUAUGGUGUUCGUACCAAGGACAUGCUGCUUCAGGAAAAUGUUCUUCAGUACCUCUCCUGGAACUUUGAAUCCCUUGUUGACUCUCCGGCAUGGAAAACUGCCUCCAUACACAUGAUGAAGGCACUUCUGUCUCGAUCAGAUUUAGUAGUGAAAGAUGAGUUUUAUGUGCUUCAGGUCUUGGAAGAAUCAAUCAAGAAGAAAGGAGAGACAGUUAGCUUAGAUGACAAGACCAGCUUACUAAGCUCCAUUCGCUUCCCCAUGAUUCCUGUUGAAAAUCUUUAUGAUAUUCAGUACAGCUCAGGCAUGUACCAAAGCAAUGAAGCAUUUUAUAGUAGUGCUUUGUUGAAAGGCUUCCAAUUCAAUACUUUACCUUUCUCAAAGAUUAAAGAACGUUUUAAUAAUUUUAAUGACUGUCUACCCAGGAUCUACACUGCUGAUCCAUGGAGCGUUGCCAUCAAUUACACUGCAGACAGUGGCUCUAACAAUUACCAUUACUCUCAUUAUCCCUAUAGUUCUAGUUCAUUUACAACUUCUGCCCAUAACAGUGUGUCUUACAGGCACGAAAAAAUCCAAUGGUUUGCACAGGUUCUUCGAAAUAGUUGGGAAUGCUCUAACCAAGGUUUUAUUUGUGACUCUUUGCCUGUAGCCAGACUCUAUAGCCAAUCUGUCAUGAGUAAUUAUGAGAGCACAAUUCGCUUCGACAACAAGCUGAUUCUCUCAUGCAGAUCUGAAAAAAUUGUGUUCAAUGUCCAAGAUUUUAAAAAUGGCAAAGCUGUGGUUCCAACCAACAGCAGUAUGGGUCUGCCCCAUCCCUGCCCUGAUGACUAUAGCUUUACUUUUGUUGUGCAUCCAGAGUACAUCUGAUUACAUUCUCCUGUACACUAAUAGAUCUCUGCUUGCAUCUUUGUUCUAAUUUUUAUAUCAAAUUAUUGUCAUGCCAAUGUUAGUGACUUCUUUCUGUCAGUUUUUCAAUAAACAUUUCUCAGCUGUGAAUGUGAAACAAUCAACAUGAUCAAAUUAAAGAUUGCUGAACUUGCAAA